Messenger RNA from Mugil cephalus (flathead mullet), 1339 nucleotides. RefSeq names its product dermatopontin (gene dpt). Gene Ontology annotation, biological process: collagen fibril organization. The transcript has 4 exons. Gene Ontology annotation, molecular function: extracellular matrix structural constituent. Gene Ontology annotation, cellular component: extracellular matrix. Lineage: Eukaryota; Metazoa; Chordata; Actinopteri; Mugiliformes; Mugilidae. The record is from RefSeq and is a predicted model, not a curated record. Bases 82 to 669 code for a protein of 195 amino acids.
CAUCUGGACAACAAAGGGCUCAGAGGAGUUUAUACUGAGGCAGCUGUGAGGAGGCGCAGCAGACGAACUCAUCUCUUCACCAUGAAUCCUGCUCUGCUGGUGUUGGCGUUGUCGCUGCUGGCCACAGCGGCGGCUCAGUCUCACUCUGAGUCUCAUGACCAUUAUGACAUGGACUGGGUCAAUGGCUACCGCCAGAGCUUCAACUUCCAGUGUCCCCACGGAGAGGUCCUUGUGGCAAUCAGAAGCUAUUUCAGCGAGAGGGACGGCUCGGACCGCUUGUGGACAUUUGAGUGCCAGCCCACACCUCAUGGUCUGGGGGAGCCCAGUGACUGCUGGUGGGACGACAUCAACCGUGCUGGGAUGGAGUGGACUUCCACGUGCACCCGCAACGGCCUGGUGGCAGGUGUCCAAAGCAAGUACUUUGAACCUGUGCUUGACCGAGAAUGGCAGUUCUACUGCUGCUACUACAAACGCCGCUGUCCCUACUCCUGCAUGAAGACCAGUGACGUCCCUGAACACUACAGAGAAGAGGGAGAGAUGGUUGUCCCAAGUUAUGGCUACUUCAUCCGAGGUGCCCAAACCACCUUCAGCGGGGUGCUAAGAGAUCGGCAGUGGAAGUACAUCUUGUGCAGAAUGACAGACUUUGACUGUGAAUUUGAGAAUCUAUAGACUUGUAAGGAGGAUUUUUAUCAAUGCACAGUUUUAAUGCAUAUUCACUCAUUUAUGCAAAAAACAUAUUACUGACCUUACAUAUUACUGUUCCUGUUUUCACCAACCAUGACUAUAUAAUCACUGUUUUUAAUUGCCAAGCAUGCGUAAGGAGUCAAUUUAAAUGAAGGUGACCUUGCAAAUAAACAUGCUCACAGCGGGUCAACGGGGAUUUGGGUUCCACUUGGAACUUGGGACAGAUUUUAUUUUUUUUGUUGUUUUUUUGUAGCUGUGGAAGGAAAUAGAAGUCCACUGGCAGCAUGUCAAAGCGGUUUCCAAAAACAAACUGAAAUUUCUGUGUGCAAGGUUGCGGAAAACACAGACUCUGCUCCACGAUGUCUUAAUUAAGUCUCUUGGUUCAGAUCUCGUGAUUUUCAACAACGUUCAGUGAGCUGACUGAUUGAGAUAUUCUCUUGGUGGUGACUCUUGGAGCUGUUGUGUAUCUAGUGAUAGAAAAAGCUCUAUUUGAAUCACUGCCAACUGAGGAACUUUGCAUGCACGAAAGUGGGUAUAACCUGCUUUGUAAUGGCAACACGUACAUUCUAUAUUUGGCAAUUAUAUGCUGUACUAAAACUCAUGUAACUGUGCUGUGUGAAAAUGGGAUUAAACACAUCAUUUAUUUAAAGUAAAA